GUCAGUUCAACCUCUACUCACUGCUGAAGUCUUUGCCCUUUACUCCAACGUCCUUAGAGAUUGUUUGGAUUGUAGGUUAUUUUGUUUAUUUAAAUUAAUUUAGGAUGAACCGUUAGCCUUGAAAUAUUGAUCUCUAUAGACUUUUUUGUUGUAAAAAUAUAAUUUUAAUUGUGUUCAUAUCUUUUUGGAAUGGAGAAUGGUCUCCACGCGUGGCGUGAAGUUAAAGUUUUCAGAAGGCGAAAAAGUGUUAUGCUACGAACCAGAUCCUGCUAAAACAAAAGUAUUAUACAAUUCAAAGGUUCUAAGUAUUACUGUCGGGAAAGAUGAAAGUGGGAAAAGACUUGUAGAGUUUUUAAUCCAUUUUCAGGGCUGGAAUUCUACUUGGGACCGAUUUGUCACAGAAGAUUAUGUUUUGAAAGACACAGAAGAAAAUCGGCAAUUACAAAGAGAGCUUGCGGAGAAAGCCCAGCUUACAGCUGGUGGCAAUCUUUAUAAACAACGCAAGAAGCGAAGGCGCAAGCUGUCGGAGCGCAUUUCUGAGAGCCUGGAGGCCAAAAGGGUGUGUGAGUCUCCGAGUGAGCCCGCCGGGGACUCGGACCCCUCUACCUCGGGCCCUGAGGAUGACAUUGUACCAAUCCAUCUUAGUGAUGCUAUCAAGAGACAUCUAGAGCUUGACUACCGCCUUGUUACCCAGGAAAAUAAGUUAUCAAAGUUGCCCUGCACACCAAACGUUGUGACUGUUUUGGAGAAUUUCUUCAAGUAUUGGGCUACGAAGCAGUUAAACCAGUCAGUGGGGCACAACAAUGCUGACAAAUCAAAAGAUGCCGACAGCAUUUGUCGAAAGCUAAAUCUUUGCAAAGAGGUUUGUGAUGGUCUCCGAAUAUACUUUGACUUCACGCUUGGGGCUUUGCUCCUCUAUCGCCAAGAGAAAGAACAGUACCGGCAGGCUGUCAGCCAACCAGCAAGUUCCUACUAUCCAAAUGAUGGACUGCCAGUCAUUAUUAAGGCUGAAAUUACGGAUAGUGAUUACGAGGAGAAGUAUAACCCAGAUGGAGAAGACGGAUGCCGUAAGAAGAGUCUACGAUCGUCACACAAGACGAGUACCAACCAUGAACUUACCAAUGGCAAACCUCACUCAACCUCGCUGUCAACAUGCAGUGGGGCUAGUACCAGCUGGAUGGCCGGCAGUGGCCGAGUACAGUCCCCUCGCCACUCAGCCUUGUACACUCAGAUACAAGAGUGGAAGAUCGUUCCAUCAACACUCUACUCCGUCCAACCUUCGCCUCCGUCUCUCAUCUAUGGCGCGACUCAUCUCGCCAGACUUUUCGUCAAACUCCCUGAGCUUCUACAAGCUACAAACAUGCCAGACGAGAAACUAGAAACUGUUCUGGAAUAUUUUGGGUAUUUUCUGAAGUACCUGGAAGACCAUCCGGAAUGGUUUGGAGUUUCAUACUACAAAGACAACCCUGACUCAUUGUCAGAGGCGGAUCAUUAAAUCACUAUUUCAGUGCUCUAUCUUGUAUAUUUAACUGUAUGUAAUUGUAUCUAGUACAAUAACCGUCAACUUUCAUAUUUACCUAAGUGUUUGGCAUUUGUGUGAUAUUAGAUGUUUUUGUAAUGCAUGAAAGUCAUUAUCUAGACAAAUUAAUUUAAGCCUUUUUUUAAAGUUUGGUACCGGUAUCAAUAUAUUUUACAUCAAUAUAACUGUGAGACUGGUUUAAAUGUAGUAUUGGUUAUCUUCCGUACUAGCUAAGGGUUUUUUUAAACGAUAGUGUAACUUAUAAAAAGUUUGUUAUAAAUGUGGAUUUAAUUUAUGCAUCAAUCAUGUAUACACUUAAUAAUUUUAAGAUAAUCAUCUGGCUGAUUGUAAUUGAUUUUGACCGAGUUUAGCCUUCUUAAGGCGGCUUUCCUGGCUGCUGAAUACAGCUGAGGGCUUGUGAAUGUUGUGCGACCUUUGUUUUCCAUGGAUUCACAAAGAAAUGUUAUGUAAAUCUUUUUGUGUAUCUCAAAACUCAUAGACUAAAAAUACUUUUCUAGGAAGCAAGUUUAACUCUAGCCCUUUGGAAAAUUGCACCAUAAUAAGCAGAUCAGUUUAUAGUAAAUUUUUGAUAGCUUUGUUUAGCAACUGUUUGUACAAACUGACUGCGUUUGUAUAGACCUAUUGUUCGUUGAGUUUUUAAAUAACAACUUUGCCUCUGCAUUGAACAAUUAAUUUUAUAAAUAGACUAUUUCAGUUAGUAUGUUUCAGAUUAGCCAAUGCAGAUGUCAAUGAUAAGGUCCAAUUAAAACCUUUUUAAGUAAAACUAUCGGCAAUGUUAAAGCAUGAUACAAUACAACUUAGAAAUCUUAUCAGGUGUAUAUUACAGUUGUAAAAAAUUCCUCUUAUUAGAAUCCAUUUUGCUCUAGUAACUGUAUUUAUAAUUUUAAUAAAUAGUUUUAAAAAUCUACUGUUUCUAACUUGUUAACAGUUUGCAUUCAUCCUGGAGUGAAAAUGUCAGUUUUUAAUACAGUAUACUUUAUUACUUUCUUAUUAAAUGGCGACCAUACAAAGUAGGUAUUUUAAGCCAAGUAUGAAUAUGGAGAUGAGUGUAGGAUGAGUGGCGCGAUCUUGUAGUCUUGUUAGUGACUAAGGCCGACAUUCCUUAGACACAGCUGUUAAUUAAUAGCCCAUACAGCUAAUGGACACUAACGGACCUACAGUUUAUAGUGGAAUCCGAACCACAUAUUUUCAUUAGUAUUUACGAAUUGGUCUAAUUAUCAGGAUGGUACUGUGGAUAGUCGUAGUACUCACUCGUGCGGACGUUAAUCCACACCAGGAAGUAUCGCAUCCACAGUGCAUGCCUAUAAAUAUCCACAAUUCAUGACCUCCUAGUAGCUGGAUUACAAGGACGACGCCACCCGUCCCAGUCAUAUAUAUUGCCAUGCUAAUGUAGUUCAUUGACCUUCUAGAUCUUUAGGGUAAAAAAGAAUCCGAAUCAAAGGAAAUCUGAUGUAAGUGUUAUAUUUCUAGUAACUUCCGUUAAUUUUUCUGGAAAAAAAUAAUUCCAAUUUAUGAUUACACAAUUGUAUUGUUUAAUUUAUUUGUGUUUAUCAUCAUUGUUAAGUAAUCACAAUGAAAAUACCUUUAUCUUUAAACUAACAGAAACGUAAAGAUAUUGAAGUUAUUGAGUUAGCAGAGUAAUUAAUUGCAUCUUUACCCCAGUAAAUAUUUUUUAAAGCAUGAAAAUAUAUAUAUUUGUGUGAAAACUAAGUGUUUUUUUAAUAACAAUUAUGAAAUGAAUUCCUAUGUAAUUUUAUCAAAUAAUAAGGUUUCAUCAAUAGUUUAGUAUUAUGUAAAAUUUAAGUUCAGAGAACCUGGCCAAUGAAAACAUUAUGUUUGUACUUUGCAUAUUAUUACCACUGUACCUAUUGUUUUGCUGUAAUAA
Messenger RNA from Macrosteles quadrilineatus (aster leafhopper), 3425 nucleotides. RefSeq names its product male-specific lethal 3 homolog (gene msl-3). Gene Ontology annotation, cellular component: NuA4 histone acetyltransferase complex; nucleus; MSL complex. The record is from RefSeq and is a predicted model, not a curated record. Gene Ontology annotation, biological process: chromatin organization; regulation of DNA-templated transcription. The transcript is spliced from 11 exons. The coding region runs from base 197 to 1495 and encodes 432 amino acids. NCBI's taxonomy places the organism in Eukaryota, Metazoa, Arthropoda, Insecta, Hemiptera, Cicadellidae.